AUGGAGCCCGUGUCGCUGCAGGAUUUCGCGCGCGCGCUGAACCCCGCCUCCCUCCCGCGCGUGCUGCGGGUCUGCUCCGGGGUCUACUUCCAGGGCUCCAUCUACGAGAUCUCUGGGAAUGAGUGCUGCCUCUCCACGGGGGACCUGAUCAAGGUCACCCAGAUUUGCGUCAAGAAUGUGGUCUGCAAGAACCCAGGGACGGGUCAGACCAUAGAGCUCGCCCUCAACUUCCAGGGCCUCUUCACCCCAUUCCGCCCUCACAGCUACGAAACCCUGGAGGAGCUGGUCUGCACCACCAAGAGCUCCAUGCAGCUGCCCAUUGACUUCAUGUCAACCCGCAGCAUCACCACAGACCAGGUGGUGCCUGGGGACCAGCCGCUCACGCUCGAUGCCAUAGAAAUGCAAUCGGGGUCUGCUAUGCCCGCUGUGUGCUGACCACGCAACACCUGGGUCGUGGUGCACCUGCCCCUGUCAGAGGGGCCGUUCUGGAAAUGGGAUCCUGGCACCCCUCGGACUCUGCUCGGCCUGCAGGACCCGGCCCUGAGUAACGCCUUCUCACCUGCCCAGUCCUCCCCUGCGCUCCGUGACCUGACGCCCCAAUAUGAGAUCCACGCCAUCAUGCACACCUUUUCAAGUGUUAGAACCACAACCCCCUCCGCUGCCCAAAUCCAAGGUGAUGACCUUGCCAGAGGUUACCAAGGACAAGUCAAAACUAUACAGCAAGAUUCCUGACAAGAAGAAGGACCGCAAGCAAACUAAGGCCAAAACAGAGGAUCUAGAUGCGGAUGAUCAUGAUUAUGAAGACGUAAACGAUUAUGAAGUAGUAUCUGAGCACUUUCGGAAAACCCUGUAGGUGUUGAAGGAGUCAUGCUUCUUAACUGCUGCUUCUCAGGGAAUCCUGAUACCAGCCAACCAUUGCAGGCCUUUAGCAGAUCUUGGAUAAGGUCUCACAGAUUAGAUUGUGGGCAGGAAGUGGUAUUGUGGGCACUGAUCUGCAAUGGACAUUGCACUAGCUUCCCUCAGGUUCUAGGUUCUUGCCACUGAGGGCUGCUCACUUGGGCCCAGCACCUUACACUGACUCCCUCGCCUCAGAGAUUUGGUAUCCAGAGGAGCCACUGGGUUCUACCCAAUCCUGUGUCCGGUUGUUCCCCUGGUCGGUACACACGAGAACCAAAGAGACCGUCCACCACAGUGACUCUUGCCUCCCGGUAAAGGGAAUGAUCAUGAUCACACUGCACUGAGAGCCCUUUUUUACAUUUGCCAUCCCCUCCCCACCAAGGCUCUAAGCUUCUGGGUCCAGAACUGUCUUCCUCAUCUCCGCAGCACCGAGCACCUGACAGCUGUAGUCACUGUCCAUGAGGAUUUCAUUCUAAGACCAUGGAAUAAAAAUGACAUCUGAGCUUCUGGGAAAAUGUGAUAUCACUAAGUUCUGCAUGCCAGAUCCUCUACAGGCCCAUCUAAAUGCGCUACUCUCUGAGACAGACAGUGGUCUUAUUUUAAAAGUCAGGAAACUAACUUGAGUGGCCAAGUGCUUUAGAAGGCAGACUAGUCAUGAGCCUGGAAUAAACAAGCUAUUUAACCUAAGCUUCAGCUUCUUCCUAGGUAAAAUGAAACUAAGUUAGCUACCUCUCAAACUGAUUUUAUCAAAUGAGAUAAGCUUCGUAAAGCAGUCAGCAUAGUGCUUGGUACAUAAUAGUCAAUAAGCAGUAGUCUCAUUCUUGUUGACCAAGAUCACGUAGCUGUGCCUAUCUCCAAACCUAUCCUCUUUCCACAUGCCUACAUCAUCUGCCAGUCAUGGGAUUCGUCCCAGUGCUUAAAUGUAUGAGACCAGAGACAGAGCCCAGUAACUGGCUGGAGGGCCUCACCACCUAGUAGAAUGGAAGUAAGAGAACAAAUACAAGCCUGUGUUUACAUAGAGGCUAAAUCAGCUUUCGAAGUCAGUCCAUGCCUGCUCAAUGAGGUAAGACCACAGGCCUCAUUUCCUAGAAGUGGUGGGACUUUGGUUUCCUGGGUUGAUAUAGUCACAGAACUAAGUACUUGGUUGGCAAAGAUAAGAAAAAACAGGAUGAUCUGAGUCAUCAGCUGAGGUGGGACUAGAAGAGACAAAUUUCCAGCUCUUGGAUUCUAGGCACUGCACCUGGGUAUGUCCUUCCUUUUCCUGCUAACAUCCCUCUGGCCUGUCUGGACCCCUGUACUUCCUAGGCCUAGCCUCCAUACCCCUGGACACACUUCUCCAGAUCGCUGAGUGGCUACUACAGACUGCUGGGCCAGUCCCCAGUAUCUAGCGCCCCAUCCCUUACCUUCUACCAGUUUUCAUGCCAACCUCCAGAGACAAUCUAACCUGUGCAGGACAACCCCAAGGAAGAGAGUACUCUGGGACAAGCUGUAAGCAAGCUCCUCCUUCGCACAGAACUCCUAGGAACCUAGCUCACAUGCAAAAUGUUGCUAUUUUUCGCUUUCACAUUUGCAUUUAAUCUUGACACCAAAUUGAGCAAGAUCACAAGCAGAGAGGGAAGAGGGCUAGCAGUUGCUACAAAAGGUCAUUUCUGAGAGGGCAAACACUGCAAUGAGAAGAAAUGAAGCCAUUUCACAGCAGGGAAAGCUGGGCUUAAAAGGAAACAUUUGAAAACCACAACUGUGAAUGUUUUAUCAGAGAAAUGGGUGGGGGGUUUGGCUGGUAGGGGACCAUAGGAUACCAACCUCAGGGUGCUCUUGCCUUUUUGCCUCUGGCCGGGUAUUCUAAUGGGGCUGGGGGUUCCCCCAGAGCAGUGGUCUCCAAUGAGCAUACAUAUCUAAGGUAUUCAAGGUGAUCCCCUGGGAAAUAGUAUUAUCCUUUCAUAUUUAUUUUUAACAUCCUUUUAAAUUUCUAUUUGUGAAUGUUUUGUAAUGUGUAACAUACAAUGAUAGCUGUAUAUCACUGCUAAAUAAAUGAAUAUAAAAACUG
Molecule: messenger RNA, 2944 nt
Organism: Talpa occidentalis (Iberian mole)
Lineage: Eukaryota; Metazoa; Chordata; Mammalia; Eulipotyphla; Talpidae
Gene: THEMIS2
Product: thymocyte selection associated family member 2
Biological process (GO): T cell receptor signaling pathway
Source: RefSeq, a predicted model, not a curated record